GGCAGAAGCCACGUCUAUAUGUGUGCAUGUCGCCACGUCCAUCCAUGCCGAUAGAAAUUACAGUUUGUUGUUAGUGCCGGUUGUAAAGAAACGUUAUUUUCUUAAUUAAAAACUUAUGAAAUACAUAUUCUAAUAAUAAGUAUGAUUUCCAAAAUGAAAUUAAAGUCAAUCUCAAUUAAAGUGCUUUUUCUCAUAUCUCUAACCUUUUGUUUCUCAUACUCGCAAGUAGUGGAAUCCAACCUCAUAGUAAAAAGUGCUGAAAGAAACAUUGAUUUAAAAUCUCAAGUGACGAAAAUUACCGCAAAACUUAUUGUCGAAAAUGGAGGAAAGAAUCCAGUGAAAAAUUUCCUUUAUGCCUUUGAACCAAAUAAUAAAGUUCACGUGAGUUCGGUGACAGCGCGACUUCGUGAACCAGGUCGAGCCGAUCUCAAAGUUACUCCAGUUAAAGUAAAGGAACAUCCCGAUAAACUUUUCUAUUCUGUUGAAUUCAAGGAUCCCCUUCAACCAGGAAGAUCGGUUAAUGUUGACGUUGAAAGUGCUUCCUCGCACGAAUUGAUUCCCCAUCCAAAGGAAAUCAAACAAAAGGAGAAACAAUUGGUAAAAUAUACUGGUAAUUUGUAUUUUUAUUCGCCCUACACUGUCACUAAACAAUCAACGACAUUUGUCUUUCCAUCGAGAAAUGUUGAAAAUUACUCGAAAAUCAAACCAGUCAGUCAGAGUGAUUCGACGAUUACUUAUGGACCAUUUGAGAAGAAGGAGGCAUUCUCUCACGAGGAAAUGUUUGUACAUUUCGAAAAUAAUAAUAAAUUCUUGACUGUCACGAAAAUGGAGCGAGUUAUCGAAGUUUCGCAUUGGGGUAAUAUUGCUGUUGAGGAGACUAUUGAAUUGCUUCACACUGGAGCUUUAUUGAAAGGAUCUUUCUCAAGAUAUGAAUACGCACGAGAGUCGAAAUCCGGUCAAGCUAGUAUUCAGAGUUUUGACACUGUUCUCCCAGCAGCAGCUUCUGAUAUCUACUAUCGGGAUGAGAUUGGAAAUAUCUCAACAUCACACACCAGACUUCGGAAAGAUUCUGUUGAACUGAAUCUACGACCACGUUUUCCCCUUUUCGGUGGUUGGAAGACUCGUUACAUUGUCGGCUAUAAUGUACCAAGCUACGAAUACCUCUUUCACUCGGGAGACAAUUACGUUUUAGAAAUGAGACUUCUGGACCACGUGUUCGACGAUAUGGUAAUUGACGAAUUAGUUGUGAAAAUAAUCCUACCCGAAGGUUCAAAGAACAUUGAAUUAAACGUUCCCUAUCCAGUCGUUCGCCUACCAAAUUCACUUCAUUACACUUAUCUCGACACCACCGGUCGUCCAGUUAUUUCCAUCAUGAAGAAAAAUCUCGUCGAGAAUCAUAUUCAAAAUUUAAAAUUAAAAUACACAUUCCCGAAAUUUUUCAUGCUACAAGAACCACUUCUUGUCGCUGUUGCUCUCUAUCUUCUAUUCAUAAUGGUCAUCAUCUACGUUCGUCUUGAUUUCUCCAUCGACAAGGACGAAGCAUCAGAAAGUAAAUUACGAGUUGCGGGACAAUGUGAAAAAAUCCUCGCCUCUCAAGAUAAACGAGUGACGAGUUACAACGAUUUAGAUGAACAACUCGCCUAUCUCAAGACAAGUAAAGAUUCAAAUGCAUUUUUAUCCGUAGCGAGAAAUAUUAAUCAGGAUUAUAAGAAUGCAACCAACUUUAUUACUGAAUUGGCACAAAAAUUGAAAGGCGAAUCGGGCGAUGUUUAUGAACGUGUUCAAGAAUUACAGAAACACGACAGAACUCUCAAGGAACUGUACAAUCAACAACAAUCGCUCUAUGUUGAUAAAUUGGUGACGGGGAAAAUUGGCAGACAACAAUUUAUCGACGCCGAAGCUGUUCUCACAAAAAAGAAGGAAGAAUGUGUCGAGAAAAUAAAUGCCAUUAUUAAAUCAUUACAAUAAAGGAGAAAAAAUAGUGGCGAAAAAGAAAGAAAAAGAGAACGAUUUAAUGUAAUUAAUAGUGAAUUAUUCUAAGAAACAAUUCUCAGUGUUACAUUUUUAUAAAAAUACAUAAAAAGUAAGCUCAAUCAUCAUCAGUGGAAAUACGACCUAUUUGAGAGAUAAUUUAAGCAAAUAAUUUCUAAAAUUACACAAUUGUUCUAAUGUUGUUUUUUAAAUAAAGAUGAAAAAAAUGGAAA
Messenger RNA from Leptopilina heterotoma, 2204 nucleotides. It is a transcript of the gene Rpn1, whose product is annotated as dolichyl-diphosphooligosaccharide--protein glycosyltransferase subunit 1. Bases 142 to 1968 code for a protein of 608 amino acids. The record is from RefSeq and is a predicted model, not a curated record. NCBI's taxonomy places the organism in Eukaryota, Metazoa, Arthropoda, Insecta, Hymenoptera, Figitidae. The transcript is spliced from 2 exons. Gene Ontology annotation, cellular component: membrane; oligosaccharyltransferase complex.